Messenger RNA from Heterobilharzia americana, 2307 nucleotides. Lineage: Eukaryota; Metazoa; Platyhelminthes; Trematoda; Strigeidida; Schistosomatidae. The record is from the annotation of a GenBank genome assembly.
AUGCAUAAAAACGGUUAUGCAAUUGAAAAAAUCCUCAAACGUAAAUUAUGUAAAGAAGAUUAUGCUAAUUUAUUGUUCUGGUCUGGUUCAAUAUGUCAUUUAGCCGGAGAGAAACCUGAAUUCAAACACCUUAUAAUUGGUCAAGAAUGGUUAUACACUAUGAAUCAUCCAAAAAGACAUUUGGAGAGUAGAAUACACUUCAGUUCAAUUUUAGGUGUUGUAUGCAUUGGAGAUUUGGCCAAAUUUCUAACUUGUCAAAUCACUAGAAAUUACAAUCAUAUAUGUAUUGAGUUUAUUGACAAUGUAACUCAAAAGUGUCGACAUGUUGUUGACUGUGUGGACUCAGUUGGACAAAACCUGAAGGCAUCAGGAGAACAGACAGAAGACAAGAAAUUGACCGAUAUGAAUAACUUGAAAUCUAACAAGACUGAAAAUAGUGUAAUGUCAGACAUUCUAAAUAGAUGGUAUGAUGAUCAGGUGAUCAAUUUCACUCGAAAACUGCACAUUUAUCUAAAUGAUACAGAUUUUAUUGGUUUUGAAAUUUUACAAAAAGCAGUUCGUAGCUGGCAUCAAUCAAACAAAGGAUUCAAGUAUAUGAUUAGAAAUCUUAUCCACUUGCAAGAUUUUCAAUCUAUGCUACAGAUGAAGAAUCAAAUCAGUUUAUCAUCUUCAUCAUUAUCACCAUCACCACCACCACCAACAAUAAACGGAGUAUCAACAGAGAAUAUUGAAACAUUAGUUGCCAAUGUAACUCGAAGAAAUACUAUUGUCUAUUCUACAACUGCUCUGAAUGCAGAUUUACAACAGUUGAUGAGUAUGUUCAAGCCAUUUACUUAUGAUGAUAUCAUAUCAUCUGUCAAGAUAGUUAACAAUCACUUAAACACAACAUCUGUUGACAUAAUCAGUCAUUAUUUAAACCAAUUUGAUGAUUGGAUCAAGAGAGCAAAGGAAAUUAAUAAACUGUUAUUAUACAGAGGUGAAAGUAGUUGGAAAUUUAACGCUUUAGUCGAUGAAAAUUUAAGUCAACUAGUUAGCGUUUUAAGUCCACUUUAUAGAAGUUAUCCUGUAUGCUUUCCUGUCAAGUUUUCUGACAAAGUGAUUACAGUGAUAGAAUGUCUGGUUACCCAGCUAACGCAUACACUAUCAGAGCAGCCAACUUCAUUUGAAAACACAGGGACACAAUUAAAUGAUGAACUGAAAGAUAAUGUCAAAUAUGCCUCCCAACUACCACUCAAACAAAUGUUCAAUGAUCAACUGAAACUUGUUAUUCGUUUACUGACCAAUAUAAAUUCAUUACUAUCUUCCAUACUGCCAAUCUGUAUACAUCCAAAUGAAACUAGUUAUCAUAUGACUAAGAAUGAAAUUUCAUUAAGUGUCAACGAAAUCAUUAUGAGAAAGAAAUUACGUAAAACUGUUCUACAUCUGAUUGAACAUUUAGCAAAGGUACCACUUGUAAUAAAUGAAUUCACUAUCUCUGAAAAUGAUACAAGAAAUACUUCAAAACACAACUGUUAUAAAAUUGAACUAGAAGUAUGGAUUAGAGCUUUCGAAAUGAAGAGAUUAGAUUCACUUAGUAAUCCAUUUCAAUAUUUCAAUAACCGAUUGAAUGUGGUAUUGGAUGAUAACACAAUUGAAAUAGUAACAAAAAUAAGGAAUAUUUUAAACAAAGAUAAUGAAAUAGGCGCAUUUAUACAUCAGUUAAAUUAUCAAAUCAAUUGUUUACUUUGUGAACUCAUCUCUCAUACAUCAUCUGUAUCUAUGACAUUCAGUACAACAAUUGACAAGUUAAUAAACAGUGAAUUGUUUCAUGAAGAUUGGAUACGUGAUAUAAUUCAUAAAUUGAUUAUAAAUUCUAGUGAAUCAAUCGUCUAUCUACUAGACUGUUUGAUGGCUCAUGCAUGUACUCGAUGGAGGAUGAUUUACUCAAAACUAUUCAAUUGUCAUCUUUCUCCUCCUCCUCCUUCUCCUCUUUCUACUGUUAACAAUAUCAAGGAGUUGGAUGAAAAAGAAUCCAUUUCUACAAUAAUAAGAUCAUUAUUUAUUAUUGAUUGGUUGACAGAACAAUAUCCACAUUUAAUUCAACCAUUGAAGGCUAUAGGAUGUAAUGAUUUAUUCUACUUUUUCAAUUCUAAACAUAUUGUUACAUUGAUGACUAAACUGAGUGAAAAGUAUACCGUUAAUUUUGCACAAAUCAAAUUAAUCAAAUGUGUUCUAGCUGCAUUGGUUAGUCGAUUGUACAAUAAAUUGGGUAGAAAGAAAGGCGGUUGGAUAAAUAAUUCUAUCAGUGAUGUGAUGGUUAAUUUCUAG